UUCUGUCUACAAACUGAAAACGAUUUUAUCUGUCUCUUAUUCACAAUAGCCACAUUUUAACUCGGAAGGAAUAGAAAACUCGAACGAAACAAGAAAUUAAAAAAGUGUGUUUUUUUUUUGUUGGGAUUCUGCAAUUAUUUUUAAUUCUUUUUAUUAUGUAAAAUAAUUUAAAUUUUAUAUAUUUAUUUUAACAUUCCAAAAUGUCCCUUAUUGAACAAUAUGAGCAACAAUAUUCUGCUUUAAUUGGUGAAAUAACUGCAAAUAUUGGAAGAAUAAAUAUCUAUAAUACAAGUGGUGCAAGAAAAGAAUUAGGAACAAAAAUUGAUGCAAGUCUAGCUGAAGCAGAAGAAUUGUUAGAGCAAAUCGGAUUAGAAAUACGUGAUCAAGAUCCAGCAGCUAGAAAUAUUCUUAAUAAUAAAUAUAAAUGUUAUCAAGCUGAAUUAAAACGUCUUGCAGAUGAUUUCAAAAAAACUAAAGAUAUUGCAAGACAAGGCACAGCAUUCGAUUUAAUUGAUGAUAAUGAUGAUGUUGUUAUAUCCGAUGAUCAAAAACAACGUUUAUUAGAUAAUUCGGAAAGGAUAGAACGUACUGGUAAUAGAUUAACUGAAGGUUAUCGUAUUGUUUUAGAAACUGAGCAGAUUGGUAAUCAAGUAUUACAAGAUUUACAUCAUCAAAGGGAAACUAUAGAAAAUACUAGAUCAAAAAUACGUGAAACAAAUGCUGAUUUAGGACGAUCAUCUAGAACUCUUAAUUCAAUUAUGAUGAGAGCAUUAAGAGAAAAAUGUAUAUUAUAUGGUGUUGGAGUUAUUUUUUUAAUUAUUGUUACAAUAAGCAUUUAUUUUUCUAUUUCAAGCUCAAAGAACUGAUUUUUAUCUAUAAUGGUUUGUGAAAUAAAAAAAAAAAAAAUAAUAAUAAUCAAACAGUUAAAAUAAUGAUUUUAAAAAGCCUUUUAAAAUAUAAUGUUAAAAAUUGUUUAUUUUAAAAAAUCACAAAUUUGAAAAUGUUAUAACAAUU
This is a messenger RNA of Condylostylus longicornis, 1014 nucleotides long. RefSeq names its product vesicle transport through interaction with t-SNAREs homolog 1A (gene Vti1a). The coding region runs from base 201 to 866 and encodes 221 amino acids. The transcript has 3 exons. Gene Ontology annotation, biological process: retrograde transport, endosome to Golgi; Golgi to vacuole transport; intra-Golgi vesicle-mediated transport. Gene Ontology annotation, cellular component: SNARE complex; Golgi apparatus; endoplasmic reticulum membrane. Gene Ontology annotation, molecular function: SNAP receptor activity; SNARE binding. The record is from RefSeq and is a predicted model, not a curated record. NCBI's taxonomy places the organism in Eukaryota, Metazoa, Arthropoda, Insecta, Diptera, Dolichopodidae.